CACUUGUCAUUUGUCAUCGAAGUGCCUUGUUACGUCAAUGUCAAGGAAGUGAAAAUGAUAUAAAUAGAAAACAAAGUAAAAGAUAUAAUCAAUUCAUUCAAAAUGAAUUUUCAUCUUAUUAGGCGAUGUAUCGGUAACAAAAUUCACGGGAUAACUGCCAAUAGUAAAUUUUUCUGUACUAUAGUGGAUCCACCAGAAGACCCUCUGUUCGUCAUUCCCAGGCCUAAGUCAAGAGAAAAUGAAUCUUUGCAGACCAAGAAAGCGAGACUUCUUUAUCAGUCGCGUAAACGAGGCAUGCUCGAAAAUGACCUUCUUUUGAGUACCUUUGUUGCAAAACACUUGGACAAAUUUGAUGCACAAGAUGUUGAUAAGUAUGAUAGGUUGAUCAACGGACCCUCUAAUGACUGGGACAUUUACUACUGGGCUACAAACAUCAAGCCAACCCCAGAAGAGUAUGACCAUAAUAUCAUGGAUUUGUUGAAAAUCCACUGCAGGAAUCUGAAUAAGGAAGUGAGGAUUCGUCAACCAGAUUUGAACUGAUAUUCUUCGAUAGACUUCUUCCAGUAUUAAAUUAAUAGAUUUUCUUAGAAAACUGGUUUUCAAAAUAUAUGUUGUGAUAUAUUGAU
This is a messenger RNA of Leptinotarsa decemlineata (Colorado potato beetle), 626 nucleotides long. RefSeq names its product succinate dehydrogenase assembly factor 2-A, mitochondrial. The record is from RefSeq and is a predicted model, not a curated record. NCBI's taxonomy places the organism in Eukaryota, Metazoa, Arthropoda, Insecta, Coleoptera, Chrysomelidae. Gene Ontology annotation, cellular component: mitochondrion. Gene Ontology annotation, biological process: protein-FAD linkage; mitochondrial electron transport, succinate to ubiquinone; mitochondrial respiratory chain complex II assembly.